CGUGUGUGUGUGUGUGUGUGUGUGUGUGUGUGUGUGACAGAGAGAGAGUGGGAGCUCCGCGCGCUCUACUCGCUCCAUAAGCCUGUUGAGGCAGCGGCAGUAGUAGCAGCUCGUGCGCACGGUGCGCUCUCGGACGCACGGACUUUUUUUCCACACGGAUAAAGGAUAAAAAGGCGCUCGGGAUAAAACACGCAGGAAUAACACGCGCACACACGUCACCGGAUCUUUCCUUCACGAGCUCCUUCAUGUCGGGACUGCUGCACUCCCCCCACCGAUGCUAUGGUUACCUUCAUUACGAUCUUACAGGUGAAUCUAGUGAUGUCCAUCCUGCUGUACGUGAUGUUCCUCGCAUACCUCUACGGCAUCUCGGCCACCAUGGCCAACAACAGGCAGCGGCCCACGCAGGACCCCAUCAACACGCUGAUAUUAAAGCUUCUGCAGGCUGACAUCGUCCGUGCUCGCCAGCGGCAAGAUGAGGGGCCUCCAGAGGCGGCGCUGCCCACCGCUCCUUCGGAGACAGAGUACCCGCAGAGACCCACGGCCAAGAAGCCCGUCGCCGAUGAGCUUCUCCGCCAGCACAAGCGCUACAGCUCACCUCGCGUGCUACUGAGCGAGCGGCCGCCCCUGCAGCCCCCGCCUCUUUACCUCACCGACGACUUCGUGGGCAGCGCAGAGGGCGGCAACAAAACGCGGCAGAAGCGCUACGCCGGGCACAAGAGCUACCGAGGAGAGUUCUCAGUGUGCGAGAGUGAGAGUCGCUGGGUGACGGACAAGAGGUCUGCAGUGGACACGCACGGCUUUGACGUCUCAGUGCUUACUGAAAUCAAAACCAUCAAGUCGACGGUGAAGCAGUACUUUUACGAGACGAGCUGCAAGCACAACAGGCCCUUCAAGAGUGGCUGCCAGGGCAUCGACGACAAGCACUGGAACUCACAGUGCAAAACGUCGCAGACGUUCGUACGCGCCCUCACCGAGUACGAAAACAUGCAGCGCUGGCGCUGGAUACGGAUAGACACCGCAUGCGUCUGCGCACUUUCGCGCAAACGACGCAGGACGUAAAAUAAAUAAAACAACAAAAAAAAACAUGAGAAAAGAACAGGUGCGAAAUCCUGUAUCCUGUACUGCAUAAAUACUCAGUACUCCUUUUGUCUUUCUAUUGUACCCUGAAGAAGAGGGCGCUGUACAUAUAUAAAUAUAAAUUAUUAUUUAAGUUAUAAAGUAUAAAAGUUGUCCACACAUGUCUAUAUGAUAAAGAUAUUUGUGUUAUUUAUUGAAGUCAUUAUCAAAGCAAACUCUAACAAAGACACAAACGAGAGAAAGACAGAGAGAGAGAGACACGAUUGACAAAAACUUACAUUGAAACAUGCGAUGCCAUUAAGCUACCGGAUUACAGCGUUACAUGGCGAAACAAUGUGCCUUGCUCAAGCUUCUUUACACACACACACACACACAGUCAAACACAGGACAUAUCACACUCCUUUCACUUCUUACCAUCAGGAUCCUGGGAUCAGCUGCAGCAACUGACGACCAAAUACUCAGGAUACAUCUGAAGCUAGAUAUGUAUCCUCAUUACCACAGUAUUGCUCAAUAGAAGAAGAUGCUUUCAGUGAUACUGUGCUCGUGUCAGUAUCGCUACCAUGUCUGGGGAAAAAAAGCAGAAUUCACAGCAGAGGUGUUGUCAUUUGCUUUGAAGACGUAUAUGUAUAUCACAGAAAUGCAUGGAAUAACUAAGAAAUAUAUAUUUUUAUAUCACUCCUCUACUUGUGCACAAUGAGAACACGAUGCAUGUGGGUAAAUGGGCUAUAAUGAAUAACUCAGUCCACAGCAACACCAGAAGCUAUAAUAAUACAAUGAUAUUAAUAAUAAUAAUAAUAUAAUAAACAACAGGAGAUCUCAGUUUUAUCACUGGACAUUACUCAGAUAGCAGACCUGAUUCUGGCUUAAAUAUUUCAGCGUUAGCUUUCUCUUACGUGUCACUUAUUGCAAUGGAAAGUGUACAGCCGGCCAAAAGUGAGAAAACAGAUGAGGUAUGUCAUGACGUACAAUUGGAUUGUGGGACAUGUGGUUCAAUUGCAUUCUACCAUCACAGCAUUCCUGUUGUGGCCAAAACAGUCAUACCAAAUGGAUGCAAACUAUGUGUAGCAAUCCAUCAAACGAACGCAAACGCAUAGUUAACAGCAAGAAUAUCUGUAGCCAAAUGUUGCAUUUUUUACAUCCCAGCAAAACGAAGUGCUUACCUACAUGAGUGGACACCACUUUUAAACUGUCCAGGCAUAAUUCUUCUUAUAUUGUUCCUAAAUCUGACAGAAAAUACUGAAUAUUGGCUGUGUCUAAAAUGUGAUAAUACUGCCUGUCUAGACGGGGUUCUAAAGAAAAGUGGCACCCAAAGUUUGGUAAUCAAAUCGUAUAUUAUGUUUGGCCGAAAAUUCUAACAGCUAAUGAUGGUGCAGCUUAAUGCUCAGAUCAUAUACACAGUAGGAUUAAUCUAACCAACAUGAUCAUGAUGGGUGAAAUGGGAAAUGUUGGUUCCAGUUGGUCUCUGAGUGGGUUGGCACAAGUGUUGUAACUGGGAUCCAGUUGAGCUUCACUUAAUCUUACAUGGGCCCUAUCAAGUAGAACCCAGUUGGGACUCAUGUUUAACCCCUACUGAUAUCUAUACAGUAUGUGGGGCCAACAUGGAACCUGUGGACAAAGCCUUCUGAUUUCCAGUUGGGCUUCUUUAACAGGAACCACAAAGGCAUUUAUUGGUAUUCAUUACAUCAUCCACCCUAUUUUAACUUUAUUCACUGUUUAAUGUUAGAGUACAUCAUCUUACUAACAUUAAAUUAGCACCAAGUGCUUGCUGGUU
Molecule: messenger RNA, 2848 nt
Organism: Astyanax mexicanus (Mexican tetra)
Lineage: Eukaryota; Metazoa; Chordata; Actinopteri; Characiformes; Acestrorhamphidae
Gene: ntf3
Product: neurotrophin 3
Exons: 2
Coding region: 280-1059 (259 amino acids)
Biological process (GO): memory; nerve growth factor signaling pathway; positive regulation of peptidyl-serine phosphorylation
Molecular function (GO): growth factor activity; nerve growth factor receptor binding
Source: RefSeq, a predicted model, not a curated record